Molecule: messenger RNA, 285 nt
Organism: Lasiosphaeria miniovina
Lineage: Eukaryota; Fungi; Ascomycota; Sordariomycetes; Sordariales; Lasiosphaeriaceae
Product: ATP synthase E chain-domain-containing protein
Exons: 2
Biological process (GO): proton motive force-driven ATP synthesis
Molecular function (GO): proton transmembrane transporter activity
Source: RefSeq, a predicted model, not a curated record
UCGCGCGCACACCCACAGGUCCUCCGGUACUCGGCACUCGGGCUGGGCAUCUUCUACGGCUUCUACCACCAAAGGACGAUCAGCUCGACACAGAAGACGGCGGCCGCACAGCGCAACUACCAGCACAAGCAGCAGCUGAUAGACCAGGCCAAGGAGGCGUAUGCGAAAUCGAAGCAGCCGGCUUCUGCGGUGGCCGCCUCGACAACGACAAUGAACCAAGAUCCAAAUGACCCCAAGUUCGACCUUGAAGACUAUUUGAACGCGCUGGCCAAGGCAGAGCCUUAG